Aphidius gifuensis is the source of this 4521-nucleotide messenger RNA. RefSeq lists its product as uncharacterized. Bases 52 to 4521 code for a protein of 1489 amino acids. The transcript has 2 exons. Gene Ontology annotation, cellular component: nucleus; transcription export complex 2; cytoplasm. The record is from RefSeq and is a predicted model, not a curated record. Gene Ontology annotation, biological process: mRNA export from nucleus. NCBI's taxonomy places the organism in Eukaryota, Metazoa, Arthropoda, Insecta, Hymenoptera, Braconidae.
UGUAAAAUAAAUAAUUAAUAUUAUGUUUAUAUGUGAAUAAGUGAAAUAAAAAUGUCGUCAAAGUUAAUAAGUAAAAAUAAAAAAGAUUCCAGUAAACAUUUAACAACAUAUUUAAAUAGAAUAAAUGAUGAUGAGAUAAAAGCCGAAUUGGAGGCUAUGACAGGUAGAGCAUAUAAUCUUCAUGGUAUAAAUCAAUCUGAUGAUUCUGAAUUAUUUAAAAUGCCUCUUACAAGAAUUAAAAAAUCAUCAGAUAAUAAAAAAAGAAAAUCAACAAGAUCAUUGCUAUCAACAGCAUUAUUACCAUUGUCAUCAUCAUCAUCAUCUUCAUCUUCAUCAUCAACAUCAUCAACAACAACAUUAAAUUCGUUAUCACAAACACCACAACAAUCAACAACAAGUCAAGAAAGUCAUAUUCCAUUUUCUUCAUCAAAUGCAUCAGUUAAAGAUUUACAAAAAAUUAUACGUCGUGCUGGUAUAUCUAGUGAGGAUAAAUAUAAAAUACUUGAUGCACGUGAUAAAUUAAUGAGAUAUAAAAAAGUUAAAACUCAUACACUUGAUUCAAAAGUAACAAGAGGUACUUGUCCAGAUAUGUGUCCAGAAAAAGAACGUUUAAUGAGAGAAUUUCAAAGACAAGUAUCACAAUAUGAAUUUAUUGAUAAUGCAUCAUCUGGUGAACAUAAAAUAUGUCAUAAAAAAGCUGUUAAACAAUAUUCAAGAUCAUCUGCUGAUCAAGAAGAACCAAUGCCACAAGAUCUUAGACCAGUUAGAUCAUUAAAAAUGACAAUGAGCUAUUUGUUACAUGAAAUAACUGAUUUAUGUGAAUUAGAUGGUACAAAUUUAGCUGAUUGGUAUCAUUUUUUGUGGGAUCGUACAAGAGGAAUUAGAAAAGAUAUAACACAACAAGAACUUUGUGAUUUAGAUACUGUUGAAUUACUUGAACAAUGUGCUAGAUUUCAUAUAUUAUGCUCAGAAAGAUUAUGUGCUGAAGAAGCAUCUGUAUUUGAUAAAAAAAUUAAUACAGAAAAUUUAACAAAAUGUCUACAAACACUCAAGUAUAUGUAUCAUGAUCUACGAAUAAAUGGUACUGAUUGUAAAAAUGAAUCAGAAUUUAGAGCUUAUAUUAUAUUAUUAAAUUUAAAUAAUGCAAAUUUCAUGUGGGAUUUACAAAGAUUACCAUCAAAUAUACAAAAAUCAAAAGAAGUAAAAUUUUCAAUAAAAGUAUACUCAUCAAUACAAUCAAAUAAUUAUGCAAAAUUUUUUAAAUUAGUUAAAGAAACAACAUAUUUAAAUGCUUGUAUAUUAUUAAGAUAUUUUUUUCAAGUACGUGUUGCAGCACUUUCAGUUAUGUUAAAAGCUUAUUCACAAAAAAAUUCUAAAAAAUAUCCAUUAUAUGAAUUUAUUGAUAUUCUUGGAUUUGAAGGACCAGAUGAGGCAAUAUAUUUUUGUAAAAAAUCAAGUUUAACAAUAACAGAUGAUGAAUUUGAUAUUAAUCUUGAUCGUGAAAGUGCAUCAUUACCACCACCAUUAAUUGAACAAGGACGUGCUAAAGAACUUGUUGAAAAAAAAAGAUUAAAUAUGGGCUGGUCAAUUGGUCAAACAAUAGCUGGUGGAAAAAUGCCUGAACGUAAUUAUUUUAAUCACAAACCACAUAAUAGUUUUGAUGAUCUUGGUUAUUUAAAACGAGAAUCUAUCAAUGCUAGUGAUCAAAAUGGAUCAAUAUUGGGUGAAGAAUUGAUUGAUGAAGAAGAAGAAGAAGAAGAAGAAGAUGAAGAUGAAGAUGAAGAAAUUGAAGAGGAAGAAGAGGAAGAAGAUGAUGGUGUUGAAGAAGAAGAAGAAGAAGAAGCAACAGAAAUUAUGGGAGAAGAAGAAGAAGAAGAAGAAUUAAUGGGAGAUGAACAAGAUGAUGGAGAAAUAUUUGAAGAAGAUGUAGAAGAAGAAGAGGAACAAGAAGAAGAGGAAGAGGAAGAAGAAAAUAAUUAUGGAUAUGAUGAUGAUGAUGAAGACAUGGAUGUACCACCAAGUCCAAUAAAUACAAGACCUCCAUUAUUUACGAAAAAAAAUAAACAAAGUGUUUCAUCUACAACAUCAAUAUUUUCAUCUUCAGCUUCAUCAUUUUCUUUUGCAAAUCCAUCAGCUAAUAAUUCAUCAAACUUUGAACAAUCACAGCAACCAUUUGCAACAAAACAAUCUGAUGUAUUUUCAUUUAGUAAUGCAAAUACAAAACAAAAUAUAUUUUCAAAACCAAGUGAACCACAAGGUUUUCUACCACCACCAGCAGCAGCAACAGCUAAUAAUACAUCAAUAUUUAGUAAUUCAUCGCAAUUUGUUUCCUCAAAUCAAUCAAAUCAAAAUAUAUUUUCUUCAACAUCAACAUCAGCUGCACCUUUCAGUCAAAAGUCAUCAAUAUUUUCUGAUUUUUCUGUACCUUCUACAGCUAAACCAAGUCCAGUUAUACCAGUGCCAGUUGAAACAAAAAUAACAUCUCCAAAAAUUAAAAUUGAAAAUAAAAUUCCAGAUAAUAGUACAAAUAAAAUUCAAGAAGAUGAAAAUAAUAAACUUAUUGAAAAAAUAGAAAUAGAUUCAUCUAAAAUUGCUAAUGAAAUGGAGACUGAUGUUGUUCAUGAAAUUUGUUCAACAGUUUUAAAUAAAGAACUAGAAAAAAUAAAACUUCGUGACAAUACAAGUAAUAAAAUUUUAAAUGACGUUAUUGAUGAAUAUAUAUUGGAUAAUUGUAAAAUAAUACUCGACAAAGAAAUUGAGCUACAAACAAAUUUACAUAAUGUUGAAAAAAAAAUUAAAAAUCGUGUUAUGAUGAAGUAUUUCAAGCUUUGGUGUCAAUUUGUAAUGAAGAAAAAAAGUCAAAGAAAAGCACUUGACAAUACACCAGUUUGGUUACCAAAAAAAAGUCUUCAAGAAUAUGCAUCAUCAUUAUAUCGUAAAGAUCAAGAUCUUGUUAUUCAAAGUAUGCGAAGAAAAAGUUUAAAAACACAAAAUAAUAAUGAUAUACAAAUGAAAUAUUUAGAGCCAAUUGAGACUAAAAUAUAUACUGGAUUAAAAGAAAAUUUAAAAACACUUGACAUUGAAUUAUCACCAUUGAUAUUUUGGAAAAUGUUAAUAUCAUGGCCACAAAUGGAUAAUCGUGCUCUUCUUAUGCGUCAUAAAAAAAUCAUGAGUCAGUAUUUUUGUCCAUCAAAUUAUUCCAUCAGUCCAAUAAUAAAAAGUUACAAACCAAAUCCACAUGAGACACUUAAUAUUUGUAUAAAACAAGGUGAAGGUUUAAUUGAUGAUAAUCAUCUUACUGGUGUUGAUGCAUUAUUUUUCAUUGCAACAACUGAUGAAGAUCCAAAAUUAAUUGUCAAAAGAUUAACAAGAAUUGUUGUAUCAAGAAAAAAAUUAAUGCCAGUACCACUUGUAUUAAUAAUAUUUGGUCAAACAAGUAUAAAAGAUACUGAAAUAAAAAAUCAACUUGAUUAUUUAUUUCAAUCUGGAUAUAUAUUAGAAUAUACUGUUCAUCAUCAGCCAACAAUUGAUGAAGAUACAGUAUUAAAAUUAACACAAACAUCAUUACUCUGGUUGACACUUAAUAAAUCACCACCAGUUCCACUUGAAAUGGAUAAUCUUAAAGAAAUUAUAACAACAUGUUUGACUGAUGAAUUAUGGCUGAGAAUAUCUGGACAUGGUUCAUUUAAUUUAUAUCUAGAAAAUGCACUUGAAGAUGCAAAAUUUGUCAUUGAUCUUCAUAAUGAAGCUGUUGAACAUCUUUUAGAUAUUAUUAUGGAUCCAGAAAGUUUAUUGUAUACUGAUUUUCCACCAGAAUUUAAAAUGUUUUUGGCAAAAGAUUAUGAAUUACCUUGUAGCUAUGAAUAUUUUGAUGAUGAAUGGAAACAAGAAGAAAAUAGAAUUAAAAUUGAAGAUAUCAUCAGUAAUUUUACUUUACCACAAUGGCCAUUCAAAUGGCCAAUUGAUGAUACAAUGGAACUUCAAAAAGCUAUUAUUAAAUACUGUCAAAUAUCACUUACCGAGGCUAAUUACAAUACAAUUGCUUGUAAUAUUUUAAGCAAUAUAUUUUUCAUGUCUGAUGGUGAAGCUCAACCAAAAUUUAUUCAUAUUAUAUUAGAAAUUUUAAAAGCAAAAAUUAAUUUAAUUGACACAGAGUAUCGUAUUGUUUAUAAUAAAAAUCAUAUUAAACAUUUUCGAACAUUACCAUGGUGGUUUAAAUCAAGAACUCUUGAUAAUUUUAAAAUACAAUACGACGAAAAUAUUGAAAAUAAACCAGUUGUUAAAAAAAGACGUAUUAAUUUAGAAGAAGAAAAUAAAAAUAUAUCUUUAAUCAUUGAUGAAUAUGACAGUAUUUGGCAAAGCAUGGAUGAAUCAAUUGAUGAUUUUAAAUCUAAAUACAUCAAAAAUAAUCAACAAAAUAUACAAAUUGCUACUGAAAAAUUAGAUAAAAAAAUGGCUCAACAACAACUAGCAAAUCGUAAAUUUCAAGAAAAGCUAGAAUGUGCCUUACGUGAUACUUAA